Molecule: messenger RNA, 309 nt
Organism: Aspergillus niger
Lineage: Eukaryota; Fungi; Ascomycota; Eurotiomycetes; Eurotiales; Aspergillaceae
Exons: 1
Coding region: 1-309 (102 amino acids)
Source: RefSeq, a predicted model, not a curated record
AUGGCUCGGGAUAAGGUCGUAACGAAUGGUUCCAUUCCAUCCUCCUUCCUUCCUUCCUUUUGGACCGGAAAUUCUCUGCAAGAGGGGGUUUCUGUCAAAAAGAGUAGAGAAAAAAAAGCUCAGCCGCUUAGGUUAGACGGAUGCGGGGCAGUUCUGGAUCGGGCGGUUCCGCCGCGGACAUUGGACAAGAAGCUGAUUGGCCGGGGAGACUGGCAAAGGUUGUACCGGGAACGGACCAAUGGGCGGUGGGGACUGAUGGGGGUGGGGUCUGAACGCGGCAUUGCUGUUCUUAGCCGAGUCGAGCUUUAA